UGUAUCACCUGCAGCCAGCAGGACUUUCAGUGCAAAUGGGCGGUGUUUUACAGUGGACAAGGAAGACCUGAACGCUCCCAAUUCAAGCUGUAUUUCAAGUUUUGUCGCUGCGGUGCCGACCCAAGCACCAUGGCAGUAAUGUCUGACUGUACAUUUAUGUCGGUGCGGCUGUUUGUGGAGUGGUGAGCCUGUUGGUGUUGAUCCGGCCUGCCGUCCUGAGCGCUGUCUGUAGCGUGUAGAUGCCGUGACUGAGAUGAGUGUGAAGGCGUUUGAGCUUGUCCCCGCUGUGGAGAGAGAUCUCCUCAUGGGGGACAAGGCUCGCAUCAACAUUGAGUGCAUCGAAUGCUGUGGAAAGCACUUGUACAUGGGCACCAACGACUGCUUCAUCCACCACUUCCUGCUGGACGAGGUCACUUCCUCCAAAGGGAAACUGACCUACUCGGCGCAGAAGCUGCUGCACAAAUAUCUAGGCCUCAAGAAACCCGUUGCUGAGCUGCGUGCCGCCUCCGCCUUGGAGCGUCUGAUUGUGCUCUGCGAUGGGAUUGUGUUCCUAGUCGACAUGGUGACACUGGAGACCGUGCCGUCGGCAGCAGGAGGCGGAGCCAAGAUCAGAGGAGUGACAGCGUUCUGCGUUAACGAGAACCCGGUGAACGGGGAUCCAUUCUGUGUGGAAAUGGGUGUGAUCUCCUCCAAGAAACGGACGGUGCAGAUUUACAUGGUGUAUGAGGACAGAGUGCAGCUGGUCAAAGAGGUGACUACCCCUGAGCAGCCCUGUGCUGUCAGUGUGGACGGUCACUUCCUGUGCCUGGCCCUCGCUACACAGUACAUGAUUCUGAACUACAACACAGGAGCCUCCCAAGACCUCUUCCCUUACAACAGCGAGGACAGGAGACCCAUUGUGAAGAGGAUCGGAAGGGAGGAGUUCCUCUUAGCAGCACCAGGUGGUCUGGGGAUGUUUGCCAAUGCAGAAGGAGUAUCUCAGCGAGCUCCAGUCAACUGGUCGGAGAGCGUGAUUGGUGCUGCCGUGAGUUUUCCGUACGUGGUGGCUUUGGAUGAAAGCUUCAUCACAAUCCACAGCAUGCUGGACCAACAACUAAAACAAACCCUUUCCUUCAGGGAUGGACACAUUCUGCAGGACUUUGAAGGAAAGGUCAUUCUGGCAUCCACUAAGGCCGUGUACGUGCUGGUCCCGCUGCCUCUUGAGAGACAGAUCCAGGACCUACUGGCCAGUCACAGAGUGGAGGAGGCGCUCAUCCUCACAGAAGGAGCACAGCAAAAUAUCCCCAAAGACAAGUUCCAGAUUUUGCACAAAAGGAUCCUCCAGCAGGCAGGGUUCAUACAGUUUGGCCAGCUUCAGUUUCUGGAAGCAAAGGAACACUUCAGGAAGGGUCAGCUGGACGUUCGGGAGCUGAUCUCUCUCUACCCUCUCCUGCUGCCAGCUUCCUCUUCCUUCACACGCUGCCACCCUCCUCUUCACGAGUUUGCAGACCUGAACCACCUGGCGCAGGGCGACCAGGAGAAAGUGCUGCGAUGCAAGAAAUUCCUCAUCAGUUAUUUGGGAGAGGUACGAAGCACAGAGGUGGCCAAUGGCUGCAGAGAGGACGUGGACACGGCUCUGCUGAAGCUGUACGCUGAACAGGACCACGACAGCCUCCUUGACCUGCUAGCUUCAGACAACGCCUGCCUGCUAGCAGACAGCGUCCCGUGGCUGGAGAAAUAUCACAAAUAUUUUGCACUUGGGCUUCUCUAUCAUUAUAAUAGUCAGGAUUCUGCAGCACUUCAGCUGUGGAUCCGCGUUGUAGACGGGGAUCUGCAGGACUCCACCAGGUCCGGCCUCUAUGAGUACAUCGUGGACUUCCUCUGCUCCUGCUCCAACCCGGACCUCGUGUGGAAGUAUGCAGACUGGGCCUUGGCUAAAGAUCCCACGAUAGGUGUCCACAUCUUCACUAAGAGGCCUGUCAGUAAGGAUGUGACGGAGCUGAACCCUGAGGAUGCCAUCAGAUAUCUGGGGAAGCACAGCCAGGCGCUGCUUCUCUUCCUGGAACACCUGGUGCUGGAGAGAAAGAUAAAGAAAGAGAAGUUCCACACUCACCUGGCCGUGUUGUACCUGGAGAGCGUUCUGUCUCUGCUGUCGGAGGCGCCAGCAGAGGAAGAGCGCCUCACCAGAGCGAGAGAGCGGCUCCAGGCUCUGCUCAGGGAGUCCAACCUUUACCGGGCACAGUUCCUUCUAGGUAAGAUGGAGAACUGUGAACAGCUGCUGCUGGAGCGUGCAACACUACAUGGUAAGCUGGAGGAGAAUGACAAAGCUCUGCACAUAUUGGUGCACAAGCUCAAAGACUUCUCGUCCGCUGAGGCCUUCUGCGUCUGGGCCUCUUCUUGUCGGGAUUCUGCAUACCAACAGCAGCUGUUUCACCUGCUCCUGGAGGUGUAUCUAGACCGGAACCUUCCUGGAAAGUCCCAGGCGGCAGCAGCAGCAGCAGGGGGUGGAGAGCUGGAGAUGGCGGCAGUGGAUCUCCUGAAUCGUCAUGGCGAGGUGUUCGAUGCAGUCCGUGUGCUGCGCAUGCUCCCUGAGGGCUGGUCCCUGCAGCUGCUGCGGCCCUUCCUGGGCCGAGCCGUCAGGUCCAGCAUGCACGCCGGCCGCACCGCGCAGAUCGCCGUGGGGCUCGCCCAGUCCGAAAACCUCCAACUGCUCCACGACAGGUUGAAAGACCGGAAGAAACCGAUCUUUGUGUCUGAGAAGAAAGGAUGCCACCUGUGCCACAACACCUUCAGCGAGCCCGACGUGGUGUGUCUGCCAGGUGGAGCGCCUGUCCACACACACUGUGUCGCCCAGAGAGUAAGAGAUUCUCCCACUAAGAGACAGUUAACUAAUAGCAGUAACCACACGUGAGACUUGACCCUGUAAGCUACCAUGUGACUGUGAUCGGAGGCACUAAAGCAGGACGUGCUGAGGACUGUGGGGGAUAACAAAAGCACAGAACAUGAUGAGAAACACAAACAAAGCUGUGUGUGAGAGUGCAAGGGAGAAACCGAUGAUUUCUUCUAUUUAUUCCCGUGCUGCAAUUGUACCACACUUUCUGAAGUUAGAAACAACAGCACCCAAUAAUCCACUUAUUAAAGAGGGGCCUCCGUGCUUAUCCGUGGACUUCAGGGCGGUCCCGGUGAACUACAGAACACACAAUAUUUGAAACCUGUUACAAAUAUUUCUGAAGCAUGCAUAUUAUUACCACUCUUACAGUUGUGGUCUAAUCCCCUCAUAUGGGUAUUGUGUUAAUAUUGUCCUAACUUGCACAUUGCAUCGUUAGGUUUUAAUGUCAAAUACUACAACCUUUAGUGCUGAUGCAAACAGUCUCUGGCCGUCUUUUACUCUCUGUGAUCUGGUCUCCCUGCUGCUUCAUUUCCCCCUGGAUGUUGGACUCACAGUGUUUCAGUUCAACAGUUUGAUCCGGGGACUUUUGGUUUUCAACCUUUUGUCGUGUGUGGAGCAACAACAGUGAAAUCUACACUACGUGAAAUCAUCAGUCAAACUGCUUCAAGGACCCUCAGAACAGACCGCUUAUGCCAACCAAAACAUCUUUACCAAUAAUAUGUCAGUAGGUAGGAAAAAUAUCAUCUAAUCAUGUGAAAUCAAGCUUCAUACAUUUUGUCUAUUUUGAAGUUACAAAUGAAAUAAAUCAAGAGGGAUAUUAACCACUCGCCUGCUUUCAUACCGUAGAUAUAUUGUGUUUGAUUGGCUCAUAUACUAAGUGAUAAAGAUAGUUCAUUUUAAAUCCUGUCAACCACAAAACAAAUGUCAACCAGAGGCGAAAUGUAAUAAUAAUUAGAAAGUCCAAUUCAAGAUAUCUGUUAUUCUGACUUCUCUUCAGGAAAGGGCUGGGAGGUCAUUUGUUCCAAACAUUUACAUUUGUAUAAUGUGAGAUCGUUGUAAUGAAUCUACUUUAUUACUACCUGUGGGCUAAUAAGAUAUGUUAACUGCUUACAUAUUGUGAUGUAAGAGAUGUACAGUUUUUAUUUAGCCCGUAAACAAGUAUUUGAACCCAAGAAGGCAGUUAUGUGUUUAAAUCAAAUGAGUUACAGGUGGAACCUAAUGGAAAUGACUUAAUGGUAUUCUUUAUCAUUACUCAAUAUGCCCUGAAUGUGCUUUUUAUAAGAGUGAAACAAAACACGAGAAAUAUAUUUAGCUGUUUGGAACAAAUGCUCCAAACCUGAUCCAUAUUUUAUUAUUCUACUUCAGAUCACAAUCUAUUACCACAACCCCUGUUGGUCCAAUCAGUGAUUACAAGUAUCGUGUAUAGCAGGUGAUAUGGAUAAGGAUGCAUUUCUACCACAAUCCUAACAAAGGGCGAGGAUGACUAAAUGAAACUGCUGUCUCAUAAUACAUUAUUUUGCAAUGCAAAAUGGAUUCACUUACUUAUGUUUGAAAACUAAGAAAACACAAAACAUGGCUUUGAUGCAACGACAACAUCUUGCUACAUCUCUACUCAUUUGCAAAGGGUUUAUAUUAAAUGAUCUCAGGCUGCAUGGAAUUGCUUAUAACGAGAGGUUUACAACCCUGGCAAAAACACAGUUAUUAAAAUAGCAAUAUUGACAGUCGUAUGUGAAAAGGAAUCCUUACUCACUACACACUUUAUACAAGGGUUUCAUUCAAAUUUGUUCUGAAAAAGAGAAUAUUGGUACUUCCAGAAACAAGUCUCCAUGAACCCCGAUUGUUAUACAUUGCUUAAACAAGUUUUCAAUAGAAGCAAAGGCCAGAAGAACACAAGCACGUCUUUUAUAUUUGAAUUAAUUUACAGGUAUUUCUUGUUUCACUGCUGCCUGUGCUAUUGAUUCUAGCCUCUUGUAAUUGCAACACAUUUCUUUGAGGGAACUUUGUGCACUCAUGGGACUAUUUUUCUAACAUGGAGAUCUAAGUAUUGUAAUUCUUUUUUGGCUUGACUCACUUUCUUUGACAGCAACUCACAGCUUAUGCACAGCAUCCUUCUAUCCGGACAAUGCCAGUGUAGCUUGCUCAAAAAGCAUCCUAACCAUGACAUCAAAUAAUUAAAAGAAAAAACUGUUGUGUGAAAAAAUACUAUUGUAUUUUAUAAAUAUAUGUAUACUUGUAUGUAUAUACUGCAUUUGUACUUGUUGCUUUCUAAAUCAAUGCCGAGUGUGGAUGGAGUGUACAAACUGUAAAUCCGUCCCAUUUUAAUAAACAUGAAACUGUACAUCAA
Notothenia coriiceps (black rockcod) is the source of this 5213-nucleotide messenger RNA. It is a transcript of the gene tgfbrap1, whose product is annotated as transforming growth factor, beta receptor associated protein 1. Gene Ontology annotation, biological process: autophagy; endosomal vesicle fusion; vesicle-mediated transport. Gene Ontology annotation, cellular component: membrane; cytoplasm. Lineage: Eukaryota; Metazoa; Chordata; Actinopteri; Perciformes; Nototheniidae. The coding region runs from base 254 to 2890 and encodes 878 amino acids. The record is from RefSeq and is a predicted model, not a curated record. The transcript is spliced from 13 exons.